UCCACAAUAACAAUAUGAGUCUCGGGGUGGCUAUACUGAUUCAUUUACUACUGUUGGUUGACAGGGCUUAUACUAAAAAAGGUGUCAAAUGUGGAGGCAUCCUCUCUGCUCCGACAGGUAACAUUUCCAGUCCAAACUUCCCAGGCCUGUAUCCCUACAACAUUGACUGCUCCUGGCUGAUUGUAGUGGCUGAAGGCUCCUCAGUCCUCCUCACCUUUCACCACUUUGAGCUGGAGUACCACACCAGCUGUGCUUACGACUAUAUCAAAAUAUACAAUGGCAUAUCUGAGGACGAGGGGAACCUCCUUGGGACAUUUUGUGGUGACAUUUCCCCACCUCAGUUCACCUCUUCUUGGAAUGUCAUGUCCAUUAUUUUCCAUUCAGACCGCCAUGUGGCCCACAGGGGCUUCAGUGUUGGCUACAGGAAAGACAUGUGUGGUGGAGUGUUGACUGGACUAUCAGGUGUCAUUUCCAGCCCAGGCUACCCUCAGGAGUACAGCAACAAUGCAGACUGUUCCUGGACAAUACACGUGUCCAAUACAAGUGUUGUCACCUUGGUCUUCCUGGACUUCCAGCUGGAGAACAACGAGGGAUGUAACUUUGACUUUGUUGCCCUGUUCGAUGGGCCAACAGUCACCCACCGCCAUCUCGGCAAAUACUGUGGAACAGAUAAACCCCCCAACACAGUCACUACUGCUAACCAACUCCUGGUAGUCUUCAAGUCAGAUUUCAAUAUUGGUGGGCGAGGCUUCAAGGCUUACUAUUACUCAGGUGAAUGCCAACAAGUUCUAUCCACUGUGAGCGGCAACUUCAGCAGCCCACAUUUCCCCAACAUCUACCCGAACAACAUCAACUGCCACUGGAGCAUCACCCUGCAAGCCGGGUACCGCAUCAAGCUCUUCUUUCCUGUCAUGGACCUGGAAGGCCGCAACAGUCUGUCAGACGAGUGCGACUACGACUCGGUGUCAAUGUAUGACGGGGACAGCCAGGCGGACACGCUGAUGGGACGCUGGUGCGGCAGGGAGCAGCCUUCUUCCCUCGUUUCCAAGGGGAACAAGUUGCUGGUUGUCCUCAGCACAGACAGAAAUGAAGCUCACAGAGGGUUCACUGCUUCUUAUCUAGGAGUGGUGCCUGUGAACGUUAGCUGCACCAGAUCAGAGUUUACCAUCCUGAUCCCUCAACGGUCGUUACCUCAGCUGGACCGUGAGAGCAUCUACCUUGGAAACCCAACAUGUACAGCUCAGCUAACAACCACCUCAUAUAAAAUACUGGCCCAGUUUGUUAACUGUGGUACAGCCAGCCAGAAACACCGCAACAUCACCAUGCUGGUGAACAAGCUCUACAUUGAUUUCUCUGAUGGGAAGCAGCAGAACGUGCAGGAAUACAAGGUGCAGUGCGACGCCUUACGGAAGGUCGCAUCUGUGUCAAUCAUUUCUGCGGAGGAGCGACGGCUGGAGGAGCAGGCCCAGCAGGCGGAAAGCGACAACAGCGGAUACGUGGCAGAACCAGAGGCAGAACCUCAUGACUUGAGUGAUAUUGUCUUCAUCAGCAUCUGUGUUCUGGCUGUCAUCCUCAUGGUGAUAGCAAUUGUUUGGUUGGUGCUUCUUUAGUGAAUUACACAGAAAUCAUCAACAAGUUCUUA
This is a messenger RNA of Xiphophorus hellerii (green swordtail), 1642 nucleotides long. It is a transcript of the gene cdcp2, whose product is annotated as CUB domain containing protein 2. Lineage: Eukaryota; Metazoa; Chordata; Actinopteri; Cyprinodontiformes; Poeciliidae. The transcript has 6 exons. Bases 15 to 1610 code for a protein of 531 amino acids. The record is from RefSeq and is a predicted model, not a curated record.